GUAACAGAUAAAAAAUAAGGGCACACAAAGAAAUGUUCUUACAGCAAAGAUCAUUUGAUAAAAGGGUUACUAUUAACCAGUCUCUAAAGGGCGAUAAACCUAUUUUGAAUAACGGGUUAUUUGUUUCAAUUAAAAAGUCCUAUUACGUUUCAACAUUUAUUCAGCACUGGAAGUUACGUGAUCUUAUUUGCAGUCUCAGUAAUACAGCAAUUAUCCACCCAAAGCAAAACGCAAUAUACAAGUUUGAUACUAAAACCCAAAGAGACACAAAAUUCCACAGCGAAUUGUCAUUUACACCCACCACACUUGACACGAGAGGACAAUAUAUGGUUGUUGGAGGUCAAACUGGUAUAAUCAUGCUAAAAAACCUUGUCACCGGAUACUUCCGAACAUAUCGUCUGGGGGAAGGGAUGAACAAAUCAGUAUGUCUCUCGGAAUGGAACACUAAAUUACGUGUUGUCGUAUGCAACAGCGAUCAAUCUGUUUAUGUCUCUACUAUUCCUGAAUUGGAGAAGAUCCAAACUUUAAAAAUGGCAGCUGUAAUCAAUUACUGCAUUGUUAGUCCUGAUGGUAAAAAAUUACUCAUGGCAAGUGAUCAUGGUGGAGUUUACCUUUACCAUAUUAAUAAAUAUGGACUUUACCAAGAGCAAAGUAGCUACAAAGUUUCUAAUGAACCAUGUAUAUCGUGCGCGUGGAACCAGUCGUCAGACAUGUUUGCUGUAACAAGUCAAGAUGGAUUUGUAAGCGUGUUUAAUAUCCAUUCAGGUUUAAGACUUGCUCAAUUGGGAUCAUUCGAGACUCGAAAGGCCAAAAAGGCUGCUCGUUGUGUUCAAUUUAGUUCAGGCCCUAUCGAUCUGCUAGCUUACACCGAACAUGUGUCUAACAUUUACAUUGUUGAUACACGAACAUUCGAAACGAGACAAAUAGUACGACUAUCGCCUGAAAAUGAGGACCGUGCAAUCACUGGUUUUACUUUUUCUCCCGACUGUCGAAAGCUUUUUGUUGCCCUGCAAGAUCAUUUAAUCGAAUUAGAAGUUGAUAGGUCCGAAAGAACACAAUUCGGGGCAGGUAGCUUAAUUUAAUAAUAAUAAAAAAAAAUGUCUAUUGAUGUAGUAAGCCCUAUUAUUUGGCUGAUGUUUUAAGCUGCAACCCAUGCAUGCCUUUGAUCUCUUCUUUUAAAACUUCGUUUACCAUUCUGUGUUGCUUUACAAUGCUAGUUCCUUCGAAUUUUUUAGCAGCAAUGUCGAUGGCAUACAUGGAUCCACAUUUACCGGAAACAUCGGCGACUUGAAGUUUAUGAGGUGAGAGUGCUUCUGUGAGCUUUUGGAAAAUAUGCUUUUCACCAGCACUCAAACUGGCGGGAGCUUCGGUUGAGUAAAAGGCACGACUGAUAGCAACACUGCGAGAAAAACGUGAAAGGAACAUAAUGUAAGAAUACA
Messenger RNA from Mucor mucedo, 1439 nucleotides. Its product is annotated as WD40-repeat-containing domain protein. The transcript has 10 exons. Bases 33 to 1082 code for a protein of 349 amino acids. Gene Ontology annotation, molecular function: protein binding. NCBI's taxonomy places the organism in Eukaryota, Fungi, Mucoromycota, Mucoromycetes, Mucorales, Mucoraceae. The record is from RefSeq and is a predicted model, not a curated record.